This is a messenger RNA of Pseudocercospora fijiensis CIRAD86, 1659 nucleotides long. RefSeq lists its product as uncharacterized. Gene Ontology annotation, cellular component: U2-type prespliceosome; nuclear speck; commitment complex. The coding region runs from base 1 to 1659 and encodes 552 amino acids. Gene Ontology annotation, biological process: mRNA processing. The record is from RefSeq and is a predicted model, not a curated record. The transcript is spliced from 3 exons. Gene Ontology annotation, molecular function: pre-mRNA 3'-splice site binding; poly-pyrimidine tract binding. Lineage: Eukaryota; Fungi; Ascomycota; Dothideomycetes; Mycosphaerellales; Mycosphaerellaceae.
AUGUCUGACCGGAGACUGCAGUCCUCUCGCGACGACCGACGCCGGGAUCAUGAUGGAGGCGAUCGCCGCGACCGCCGUCGAGAUGGCCACCGCUCGAGGUCACCACACCACCGUCGCCGUGACGGCCCCGAGAUAGACAGCUACUCUAGUAGCCGCAACUACCGUGAGCGAGAGCGCGAAGAGCGUUAUGGACGUGGCGACCGCGAUGGAGGAGACGACAGAGGCUGGGGCAGAGAUCGCGGUUCGGCUCGCCGAGAUGCCAGACGUGACGACGACCGCGACAACAGACGUCGUGAUCGUGAUCGCAGAGGCGAUCGUGAUGACCUAGGCGAGGACCGAGACCGCGGCCAGGAUCGCGAUGAUAUGCGACAGCUCGAGCGCCAGACCGCACGCAAGAGCGCCUCACCUCCACCCAAAAAGCCAAGAGAGCCGACUCCUGACUUGACAGAUGUAGUGUCCAUCUUGGAGCGUAAGCGCCGUCUGACACAGUGGGACAUCAAGCCACCUGGCUACGAGAAUGUUACUGCAGAACAGGCGAAGCUUUCCGGCAUGUUCCCACUCCCAGGUGCUCCCCGACAGCAGCCAAUGGACCCUCAGAAAUUGCAAGCGUUCAUGAAUCAGCCCGGUAACCAAGCUAGCAGCACCGCCUUGAAGCCAUCUUCUGCUCGCCAGUCCAAGCGUCUUCUAAUUCACAACAUCCCAGCAGCUGCUACAGAUGACAACAUUGUCGACUUCUUUAACCUGCAGCUGAAUGGACUGAAUGUCACCCGCGGUCAAGAUCCAUGUGUCUCUGCUCAGAUCAGCAAGGAGAACGGCUACGCUUUGGUAGAGUUCAAGACUCCAGAAGAUGCCACCAAUGCCAUGGCUUUCGAUGGCAUCAACAUGAUGCCGGAUGCCAUGGACACUAACGGCGACUCUAAUGGUACAGCCAAGGGUCUUCAGAUCAAGCGGCCGAAGGAUUACAUUGUCCCUAACGUCACCGACGAGACCGAGAAUCCAUCCGGAAUUCUCUCUGGUGUGGUGCCAGAUACUCAGAACAAGAUCUCCAUCACCAACUUGCCCACUUUCUUGGGUGAGGACCAAAUCCAAGAGCUGCUCAACUCCUUUGGCGAGCUUCGCAACUUCGUCUUGGUCAAGGACACUUCCACCGAGGAGAGCAGAGGCAUUGCUUUCUGCGAGUACAAGGACCCGUCUGUCACCAAGACAGCUGUGGAAUCACUCAAUGGUAUGGAGCUUGGCGAUGCUGCCAUGAAGGUCAAGCUUGCCAGUAUCGGAAUCCAGCAGGUGCCAGGCGAGAUGAGCGUUAAUGCUAUGAGCUUGAUGGCCGGCACGCAAGCAGAGGGCACGGAGAAAGGACGUGUCUUGUGCUUGAUGAACAUGAUUACACCAGAAGAGUUGAUGGAUGCUGACGAGGCCGAUGAAAUUCUCGUUGACGUCAAGGAGGAAGUUUCCAAAUAUGGCCCACUCCUGGACGUCAAGAUGCCCCGACCAACUGGCGGUUCACGUCAAAACAAUGGCAUUGGCAAGAUCUAUCUCAAGUACGAGUCACCGGAUAGCGCUGCCAAGGCUCUUGCCGCGCUUGCUGGUAGAAAGUUUGCCGACCGCACGGUGGUCGUCACAUACUUCGGCGAGGAGUACUUUGAUGUCAAUGCAUGGUAA